CAGGGUGGUGUGGAAAGCGGAGGCAGAUUAGUAGAGGGGUGGAAGAAUAUAAUUAGCCCGAGCAACAGAAGGGGAUUUGUGCCCCGGCGGCUGCCGGUUUCCUCCAGCUGGGAAACCUAUGCGGCUGUCAAUAGUUACACUUGCAAUGAGGUCUGUGAGUCCGAUGGAGUGAGCGUGCAGAGCGCAGCAGCACAAGAUCUAUUCUUGCCGGUAGCGUGACCGCAUGCAGACGUUGUGCAGUGCAGUGACUCAGCAAUUUAAACCUGCCAGCUUUGCCCCCAAUGUGGAUCUGCCGAAAAAGCCGCUUUAGUGAGGGGUGCACCGUGGAGGUCUCACCAUCGCAGGAUGCAUGCAUGUCUGUCUGAUCCUGUACAAUCCCAGAAGUGAACCUUUCCAGGAUCCUUCUUAUGCCUGCGCUGAAAGUUUGUACGAGAGUUUGAAACUGUCAGUUGGCUCCAAAUGUCUCUGCACGAGUUCUUGCGGGAAGGCGGCGAGGCGUCGUACCGCAUCAUGAACCGGCUCAGUCUUCUGAUACAGAACUUGGACAUCUCGGGAUUGGGCUCUUCUUUUCCUUUCAGUCCACCCAGUCGUAGGAAUUCCUGGAGAGAGUGGGAUGAUGAGAUCAUGCAAUUGGACAGCAGCCCUCUUCGUGCUGCUGACAUCACUCCUGAACUCAGGAGACAAUUUGCUUUUCUUUCAGGAGGCAGAGGAGACAAUGGCAGCCCCAUCAUCGUGUUCCCAGAAUUCCCAGCCUUCAGUGAGAUCACCGACAGAGAGUUUCACAAUGUGCUUACGUACCUGACAAGUGUACCCAGUUUGCCAUCAACGGACGUGGGCUUCAUCCUCGUCAUCGAUCGUCGGCAGGACCGAUGGGCGGCCGUCAAAGGGACCCUGCUUCGGAUUGCGGGUGCAUUCCCUGGAAACCUCCAGCUGGUUCUGGUCCUGAGGCCCACCACUCUUUUCCAACGCACACUCUCUGACAUCCUCUUCAAGUUCAACAAGGAUGAGUUUAAAAUGAAAGUGCCUGUGAUCAUGCUUAGCUCGGUGAGUGAGCUUCACUCCUACAUUGACCACACGCAGCUGAGCCAGGACCUCGGGGGAACGCAGGCCUACUGUCAUGAGAAGUGGAUCGCUCACCGCACCGCUAUCGAGGGCUUUGCAUUGAUGGUAAAGAAGAUGGCCCAGGCCCUGCAGUCAUUUGGCGCUGAGCUGGCUGAAGCAGAACUCCCCAAUGAGACCCAGGCCACCACCCUCCUCCUCAGUGCACACUGCUGCAAGAAAGAUCAGAUGAAGGAUGAUCUGCUGGUGGCUCUUAGCCAAGGCAGCAGGCUUUUGGAGAGCAUCAAUGAACCUCUGAUGCGCAACCCCGACCAUAACAUGAACCAGGAUGAACUGGAAAACCUGGCAACUGUGCAAAGACUGCUGUCUCAGUUGGACGAGACCGAAAGAGCUUUUGACGAGUUCUGGGCAAAGCACAGAGCCAAACUGGAGCAGUGUCUCCAGCUGCGCCACUUUGAGGAUGACUACAAGGAGGUGAGGCUUCUGCUGGAUCAGUUGUCAGAGAAACUGGCCGCUUUCUCUGAGGUGGGGAUUAGCCACAACCACGCUGACCAUAUCCUCAGUGAUCUCACCAUCUUCGAGGAGAGCGUCGGCGAGGCAUUGGACAGAGCUUUGGCUUUGGCCGGUGAAGGUGAUGACCUAAUUCAGAAGAAUCACUCCGCUCAGGAUUCCAUUGUGCCGAAAAGCAACGAGCUACGAGCGCUCUGUCAGGAGCUGAAUGACAACUUGAAGGCUAAGAAGGAGCUGCUCCUCAAAGUCCGAGAGUUGCAUCACUUCUUGGAGAGGGCUUCCAAGUGGUGCGAUGAUGGCAUUUACCUGCUGGCCUCUCAGCCUGUGGACAAGUGUCAGUCCCAUGAGGGGGCUGAGUCAGCUCUGCAGGAGCUGGAGGGGUUCCUGGCAGACGCAGGCCGAGACAGACUGUCUGAUCCCAAUAGCAUCUGGGCGGAUUACGAGGCCGUGCUUGACCAGCAGCUCAGGGAACAAGUGGAGAAGGUGCUCCAAAAGCAGGUGUCAAUGCAGGAGAUGUUUGACAAGAGGAGAGUCAGCCUGAACAAACUCGCAGCCAAGCAGACCAGACCAGUACAGCCGGUCGCUCCCAGACCUGAAGCCUUCAUUAAAUCACCUCUCAGCUCUCCUGCACAUCGAGGUAAACUGGAUAGAAGUCACUCUGAGGGAAACAAUGAAAGCUGUGGCAAAGGAGACAGGCACUUACUGAACGGAGAGGGUAAACUCAGACACGGCUCUUUGUCGGAGGAGGAGGAGAACCUGGCAGUGCUCAGGAGGCACGUUAUGAAUGAGCUGCUGGAAACGGAGAGGGCUUAUGUUGAGGAGCUGCUGUGUGUCUUACAGGGUUAUGCCUCUGAGAUGGAUAACGCAGCCAUGGCGCACCUUAUCCCCCCACAUUUACAGAACAAAAAGGAGGUUUUGUUUGGCAACAUGCCAGAAAUCUACCACUUCCACAAGAGGACGUUUCUCAGGGAGUUAGAAUUGUAUGCAGACUGUCCAGAGCUAGUUGGGAGAUGUUUCCUGGAAAGGAUGACAGACCUGCAAAUCUACGAGAAGUACUGUCACAACAAACCUCGCUCCGAAAGUCUCUGGAGACAGUGCUCCGACUCCAUCUUCUUCCAGGUAGUGUCAACACAUGAUGCAUGCGUUUAUUCUUUGCUUGAGUGUUUGACAUCUUUAUUUCACAAUCUUUACCAGGAGUGUCAAAAAAAGCUGGAGCACAAGCUUGGCUUGGAUUCCUAUUUGCUUAAGCCUGUGCAGAGAAUAACCAAAUACCAACUGCUGUUAAAGGAAAUGUUGAAGUACAGUAAAGGCUGUGAGGGUACAGAUGACCUGCAAGAAGCUCUGACAUCAAUUUUGGGCAUACUUAAGGCUGUCAAUGACUCCAUGCACCUCAUCGCCAUUACAGGAUAUGAAGGCAACCUGAGUGAGUUGGGCAAGCUGCUGAUGCAGGGCUCCUUCAGCGUGUGGACGGAACACAAGAAAGGCCACGCCAAGGUCAAGGACCUGGCCCGCUUCAAGCCCAUGCAAAGACACAUCUUCCUGCAUGAGAAGGCCCUGCUCUUCUGUAAGCGGAGGGAGGAGAGCGGGGAGGGUUACGAGAAGGCUCCUUCCUACAGCUUCAAGCAGUCACUCAGCAUGAACGCUGUGGGGAUUACGGAAAAUGCUAAGGGAGAUAACAAGAAGUUUGAAAUCUGGUGGAACUCCAGAGAAGAGGUCUACAUUGUGCAGGCACCGUCAGCUGAAGUGAAAACAACCUGGGUGAAGGAGAUCAGGAAAGUUUUGACAACUCAACUGGAAGCGUGCAGAGAAGCAAGUCAGCAGAGGGCGCCAGAUCAAGCUACGCAAGGCCCCCCAGUGGCAGGAGGAACAGAGAAUCAAAGCGCCAGUCCGUUCAAGAUGGGCCAGAGAAGUUUGAGGAAAGGAGACGAGAGGAAAGCGGAGCACUGCGGCUUCAAUGCUAAUUCCUCUCCUUCGCCAAAGUCAGCAGGAAAAGAGAGAGCCACAAGCCCGACCUCAGACAGAAGCGCCGCGGCUAAAAAGCGCUUUACUUUACAGGGCUUCAGUAACCUCAAAGCUCAGAAAGAGCCGCCGAACACAGAUGAUAAAAGUUUCACCUUGCCCAUCACCAUUCUGCUGUGUCCAGGAUCCCCGACCAGCCCGGAUCAGAAGACUAAGCGGCAGAGUGACCCGACGCCGUUCGGCUUUAAAGGCUGGAACAAGUCUUCUCUCUCCAUGGGUGCGUCGGAAGAGCAGGACGGCUACUCCAGCGGUGAGGAUCCUCUCAACUCUGACCCAGAGGACGAGAGCCCUAAGAAGCUGUGCACUGGUAAAUACACGGCGACGGGCGACUACGAGGGUUCCACCCAAGAGCUAGCGGUGAAAAGCGGCGACGUAGUGGAGUUAGUGAAGGAGGGGGAGAAUGGGCAGUGGUUAGUACGUAACCUGAACACCUCCACAGAGGGCUGGAUGGCCACUGCAAAUUUGGUUAACCUCAUUGCAAAGUCCAAGUCGUGCCAGUCGCUCACCAGCUCAGAAGGCAGUGGAUCAGGACACCUCAGCACAUCAUCCAGUUGCAGCGAAACCUGCACGCCUUUUACGGACAUCAAAUCCUGAGCUGGCCAGCACCUCCCUCAUGUGUACCCACCCACGCCACUCCCUCUCUCCUGAAAUGUCUUGUGGCUGUCGUGUCCGUAUGUGUUAACAUUGAUGGCUACCAUUAAAACCAGCAUCUUUUCACUCAUCCACAUACAAGGAUCCUGCACUGGAGGAACAUAGUCUAUUUUAAUGGCGUACAGUAUUACUGUAUGUAACGGUGAUGUUAUAGAUGUAAUGGGCCAGCAGGACUGAUCUCAGUUAAUGCAUCUAUUGAUGGAAGUGGGCCAGCAGGACUGAUCUCAGUUAAUGCAUCUAAUGGUGGAAGUGGACCACCCCUAAUUACAUCACACGUGAAUUACUGUAAAAUCCAGUGAAAAGCACCUGUCUUUUGCAAAAAAAAAAAUUUAAACCAAGGAGGCUUUAAUAAGCAAUGAAAAUCUUAAACAUUGUUUAAAUGUUUACUCGUGCAAUGGCCAGUACCAAGGGCUUGAUUUUUAGCACAUUUUUUACACAGUGUAACUCGAUUUGCUUUACUUACUGUAAUUAAGUACAUUUGAAAGCAAUUACAGAGUUAAGAGAUUUAAAAACAAUGUUAAGAAAAAAAAAUAGCGUCCUAAAAUUCCUUAAGUGCAUGAGCAAGAUUAGAAUCCUUUCAAUGACCGUAAUCCUAGAUAUAGGAGAAAAGCAUCGUUUAAAACCUGGAUUUAUAAGCAUUUACACUUUAUUGGUAUGUUUUGAAACUAUAUUCAUUCAUAUGAUUCACCCUGAUAAUAAAAGAUAUCAGCAUAUCUGGGGGGAUUUCUUAUACACAAGAGAAAAAAAUAACUUAAGCGUGCUUGUGGGGUAUUAAGCAUGGGUGUGUUCUUCAUUCGAUUUUUACAGUAAUUCCACUGCAAGAGCACAUUUUAACGUGACAAUUACAAACAGCUUAUUUUGCUGCUGUAUUACAUUUUUAUUUGUAAGAAAUGCAACAAAAACACAAAUGCUGCUUCACUCACUUUAACUUCUAAUAUCUUAUUUUUGUACUACUUUGUUUGUCCUUCUCUGUCGUUAGAAUAUUUUCCCAUCAGUGUAUUUCAUGGACACUAAAAUCUACAAAAGUGUCAUAAUCAGAGGUGACUUGUAUAGCGCUAACUUAUUCCCUUCAUGCUCUGAAUGUAGAUAUUGUUGAUUAAUGCCUGUCACAAGAUGUUUAUUAUUGGAGCUGCUAUACUGUACAUUAUUUAUGGUGAUGUCACUGCCCUGUGACUUUUUAAAAAUAUAUAUGUAUAAAAAGAAAACUUGAUUAUAAACUCGUGUUUUGUUGUUUUUGUGAAUAUGUUUCAAAAUAAAAAUAAAUCA
Messenger RNA from Syngnathus typhle (broad-nosed pipefish), 5505 nucleotides. RefSeq names its product guanine nucleotide exchange factor DBS-like. The transcript is spliced from 32 exons. The record is from RefSeq and is a predicted model, not a curated record. The coding region runs from base 460 to 4182 and encodes 1240 amino acids. NCBI's taxonomy places the organism in Eukaryota, Metazoa, Chordata, Actinopteri, Syngnathiformes, Syngnathidae. Gene Ontology annotation, molecular function: guanyl-nucleotide exchange factor activity; protein binding. Gene Ontology annotation, biological process: intracellular signal transduction; positive regulation of Rho protein signal transduction. Gene Ontology annotation, cellular component: cytoplasm; extrinsic component of membrane.